This is a messenger RNA of Didymella exigua CBS 183.55, 1362 nucleotides long. RefSeq names its product glycosyltransferase family 71 protein. Gene Ontology annotation, cellular component: Golgi apparatus. Gene Ontology annotation, molecular function: alpha-1,2-mannosyltransferase activity. The record is from RefSeq and is a predicted model, not a curated record. The transcript is spliced from 4 exons. Gene Ontology annotation, biological process: mannan biosynthetic process. Lineage: Eukaryota; Fungi; Ascomycota; Dothideomycetes; Pleosporales; Didymellaceae. Bases 1 to 1362 code for a protein of 453 amino acids.
AUGAGCUGUCGCCACCCAUCUGCGGUGUUGCGACUGAUUCCCAUACCCAUCGUCCUGGUCAUCUACUGCAUCUUCGUGCAGAACCGGACUCAUGACGGCGUUACCACGUCUAGAGUAUCUCAAUGGGUCAGUACAAAAACUGGCAUAAGCUCAUCCAACCUCACUGCCCUAAAAUCAACAUUCAGCCAUGGCAUCGAGAAUUUCCGGACUGACCUUGCCAUGGCUCCCGAAGAUGCUCGACCUCGCACUGCGCACAUAGAAAUUAAAGACGGGCACCCGACCAGUCAGGAGACUACCUUUGAGCCUUUUGCUAUCUCCAAGACCCCUCUUUCAAGACUGGUCAACUUCACGGAAGAGCAAGAGAUUAGUGUGAUGAGAUCACAUUAUCUUAUGCGUACCUCUGCAAAACGUCUUGCACCGCAGCUCACAUUCGCAAAGGAUGCACAAGGCAUUGUGACGACUGCGAAUGCGAAGUACAUGCCAAUCCUGCUUGUAUCACUCCGCAUGCUGCGGCGCACUGGCUGUCAACUUCCUGUCAAAUUCGUCUUAACCGUGACAACAAGCUACCAAUUCAAACCCUUCGCCAUCCUCUUCUCCUCUUUCCAACACGCCUCAUUCCUCGACAUCGACGCUUUCCCUGCGCACAACCCAACAUCUCCCUUGAUCACGCCACCAUAUACAACCCACGGCCUCGUCUUGUGGCCCGACCUCUUCGGCCUUAAAAUAUCAGAGCACUACUACCACAUCACCUGUAGCCCGCACGAACCCCCCUCCGCACGCCCGUCCACAGAAAGCAGUAACAUACUUCUCAACAAAGCCAUCCAUUGCGAGAGUCUACUCAUGAUGGUGUACUACAACUAUCACGGUCCGGACUACUACUACCCGCUCUUUCUCCAAGGCUCGCACGGUGCAGGCGACGAGGAGACGUUCGCGCAAGCCACCAUAGCUGGGGGUGAGUAUCGGUUGAGUGGACUAGCGCAGAUGGAUCCGCGAAGCGACUUUGUUUACAGACCGCCGAGUAAGAGCCAUAUACAUGGCAAUGAUCAAUGGGAUGGUUUUGAUGAACUGGCGGAAGAACCGAAGCCGUUGUUUGUCCAUCAGAAUAUGGAUAAGUUAGACCCGAAGAAGAUCUUGGACAUGAAUGAAUCAACGGCGAAGAGGAAGGAUGGGAAGUAUACGAGGUUGUGGGGUGAGGUGAAGGGCAUUGUGGAAAUGUUUGGGUAUGAUGUCGAUCGAAGGAUGUGGAAGGCCGUGCUCGAGGAAUAUUGUAGAAUCGACGGUGUAAGUGAGACUUGUGCGAGUCUAAGAGUAUACUACACGGAGGUAUUUCUAGCAGUCAAUGGUUCUGACUCCCUGGCGUAG